Molecule: messenger RNA, 1616 nt
Organism: Leptopilina heterotoma
Lineage: Eukaryota; Metazoa; Arthropoda; Insecta; Hymenoptera; Figitidae
Product: speckle-type POZ protein-like
Exons: 5
Coding region: 548-1453 (301 amino acids)
Biological process (GO): regulation of proteolysis; proteasome-mediated ubiquitin-dependent protein catabolic process
Cellular component (GO): cytoplasm; nucleus
Molecular function (GO): ubiquitin protein ligase binding
Source: RefSeq, a predicted model, not a curated record
GCAGUUUGUCGCCGUCACGAUAGUGACAAAUUAAAAUAAAAUCAUUGUGUGACUUUGAAAUAAAAUCAGGAAAAAAUUGAGAAUAUUCUUCGAUUAUUUAUCCACUAAGAAUUUACUGGCAUUUUUAUUUACUUGUUCUGGAAUUUAUUUAAUCGCUAAAAAAUUGCUGGUACUUUUAUAUACAGAAAAUCAUUGUGGGACUUUUAAAUAAUGAUAGCGAAAAAUUGAGAAUAUUCUUCGAUUAUUAAGGAUUUACUGGCAUUUUUAUUUACCACCCUCUAGAGGAUAGAAUUGAGAAUUAAAAAUUGACAAAGGAUCAGGAGAAUUCAUUUGUUAGGGAGCGUCAGCUAUGUUCGUAGUUCAUUGCUGCCAUGUGUAUAUGUCAGUUAAAUUAAAAACAUCGUUAAAAAAGUAAAACACUUCUGAAGUUUAACGAAAACUUGAAAUUAUCCUGGAAUUUUUUUCGUUAUAAGGAUUUGCUGGAUUUUUUCCACUUACAAUUUAUUGACGUCGAGCAUUAAGGAACAAGGAUUUUUCUUUUUAAAUUAUGGCGAUCGUGUCAGAUUUUUCCCCGAUAAUAAAGGAUAUUGUUAAAAAGGCUUCGCUUGAUUCUGAUGAUGAAUCUGUUCAUUGGCUACAAAUAACAAUUCCCUACAAAAAUUUUGAGUCAGGUAUUUGUAAAGGUUCCAUAAACGAGAUAUGGUGUUCGUGUUCAUUAGAAUUUUACAAAAUUGAUAACAAUUUCCGUGCGUUCAUAAAAUUUUUGCCAUGUUUGGCACAAGAAAAAUAUAAAGUCACUUUUUAUAGAGUGUACAAUCAUUAUGUAGUUAAUGGAAAAGAGACUCAAAUAAACAAUAGUAUGUUUAAUUCUUUCAUCUGUUUUGGGGAAUUUACAAUAACGAAUUUGAGAAAACAGGAAGACAUAUUGUUACUCUGCAAGAUUGAAGCGAUAAAUGUUGCCGAUUUAGAUGUUGUUAUUUCUAAAAAUAUAACGUCGGCGAAAUUCUUCUCUCUUUACCAACAAAGAAAAUUCACCGAUUUUAAAAUAAUUUGUGAAGAUCAAGAAUUUUGGGUACAUAAAAUAAUUCUUAUAUGUCAAUCUGAUGUUUUUCGAGUGAUGCUUGAAAAUCCGAUGACGGAGGCUCGAGAUAAUAAACUAAUAAUUGGAGAUUUCGAACUGAAAAUUGUCGAAGAAAUGAUUCGAUAUUUGUAUACUGACGAAAUUACAGGAAAACUAUCUCAAGACGAAUUAAAACAAUUAUUAUUGAUAGCGAAUAAAUAUAAUUUGGAAAAUUUGAAAAAACUCUCUUUAAAGAAAAUAUGUAAAUUAAUAAAAGACUUCAAAGAAGCAUAUGAAUUACUUUUAUGUAUUGAAUCGUAUAAUUUCGAUGAUUUGAGGCAAUUAAUGAUUAAAUUCAUGAGCGAUAAUGCACAUUUACUGUCAAAAAAAUAAUAUUUCGAUCAGAACAUUUGUUAAUUUAAUUAACUUUAUGUCCAUGUUUGUAAAAAGAACUCUUAAGUUCUGAAAAUUAUUGUAUGGAUUUUUUUUGUUCGUUCCUACUUUUAUAAGAAUGUAUACUUCUGCUAAUUAAUAAAUCUACUGCGUUCUUAACUUA